AUGAAUUUUUCCGUUUCUUCGGCCACUGCCGUUCAGUACGAGCAAGAAUACUCCGCCCACAACUACCACCCAUUGCCUGUAGUAUUCACAAAGGCUAAGGGUGCCCAUGUAUGGGAUCCAGAAGGCAAAGAAUACCUCGAUUUUUUGUCUGCUUAUUCGGCCGUAAACCAAGGCCAUUGUCACCCCAAAAUCGUGGAGGCGUUGGUGGACCAGGCUUCCAAGUUGACAUUGUGCUCGCGGGCAUUUUCGUCGGAUGUUUUUGGUGUUUUUGCCAAAUACAUUACCGAGUACUUCAAGUACGAGAUGGUGCUUCCAAUGAACACCGGUGUUGAAGCUGUGGAAACCGGUCUUAAAUUGGCGAGAAGAUGGGGAUAUGUCAAGAAGGGCAUUCCUGAGGGCGAGGCUAUCAUUUUAUCUGCAUCAAAUAACUUUCAUGGCAGAAGUUUGGGAGUCAUUUCCAUGUCCACCGACCCGGAUGCCACCACCAAUUUCGGCCCAUAUUUGGCUGGAGUGGGACCUCAGAUUCCUGGAGAGCCCAAAGGAACAUUUAUCCGCUAUGGUGUCAUUGCAGAUGUAGAAAAGGCAUUCAAAAAUGCCGGCGACAAAAUUGCAGCCAUUCUCUUGGAACCCAUUCAAGGUGAGGCUGGUAUCGUGGUUCCUCCUCCUGAUUACUUCACCAAGGUCCAGGCAUUGUGCAAGGAACACAACGUUCUUCUCAUCUGUGAUGAAAUCCAGACCGGCAUUGCCAGAACCGGAAAAUUGUUGUGCUACGAACACUACCCUAAUGUUAGACCGGAUGUGGUUUUGUUAGGUAAAGCCAUUUCUGGUGGUGUAUUUCCAGUUUCCGCCGUGCUCUCCUCUAAGGAUAUCAUGUUGUGCUUGGAACCAGGCUCGCACGGCUCGACUUAUGGAGGAAACCCGCUCGCCUGUCGUGUAGCCAUUGCUGCUUUACAGGUGGUUCAGGAUGAAAAUUUGGUGGAAAGAGCCAACAAACUUGGCAGCUUAUUGCGCUCCAAGUUGGAAGAGUUGAAGGAACAAUCCAAUGGCAUGAUUUCAGAAGUGAGAGGAAAGGGUUUGUUGUCUGCGAUUGUCAUCGAUGACUCGAAAACCAACGGCAGAUCGGCAUGGGAUCUUUGCUUGUUGAUGAAAGACCACGGCGUGUUGGCUAAACCUACCCAUGAUCACAUCAUCAGAUUGGCUCCUCCAUUGGUGAUUUCCGAAGAGGACUUGUUGAAGGGUGUGGAGUCGAUCAGAGAGAGUUUAAAGACCCUUCCUACCGCUCCAAAGGCAGCUCAUUGA
Molecule: messenger RNA, 1299 nt
Organism: Meyerozyma guilliermondii ATCC 6260
Lineage: Eukaryota; Fungi; Ascomycota; Pichiomycetes; Serinales; Debaryomycetaceae
Gene: CAR2
Product: ornithine-oxo-acid transaminase
Exons: 1
Coding region: 1-1299 (432 amino acids)
Cellular component (GO): cytoplasm
Molecular function (GO): pyridoxal phosphate binding; L-ornithine transaminase activity; identical protein binding
Source: RefSeq, a predicted model, not a curated record